This is a messenger RNA of Toxorhynchites rutilus septentrionalis, 5614 nucleotides long. Its product is annotated as bifunctional 3'-5' exonuclease/ATP-dependent helicase WRN-like. Gene Ontology annotation, cellular component: nucleus; chromosome; nucleoplasm. Gene Ontology annotation, biological process: double-strand break repair via homologous recombination; DNA replication; telomere maintenance. The transcript is spliced from 3 exons. Lineage: Eukaryota; Metazoa; Arthropoda; Insecta; Diptera; Culicidae. The coding region runs from base 185 to 3205 and encodes 1006 amino acids. Gene Ontology annotation, molecular function: nucleic acid binding; ATP binding; 3'-5' DNA helicase activity. The record is from RefSeq and is a predicted model, not a curated record.
AAUACCAUGGGAUGCAAAAGAGGAGUUUUGAUUGACUUUAGCUUCAAAACUGAAAUGGAAAUUGUUAUUUACGCGGCAUUAGUCGGUUUGAUGUUUUCCUCGUGUAUAAGGGUGGAUUUAAUUCUCCGAAUCUGUUUAAAACUAGAAUACAUAUAAUACAUUAACAGUUGAUACAAUUGAAACCAUGCAAGCUGUAAAGCCACAAUCUAUUCAUUUAGCAGCACUCGAGUCGUGUUUUGGCCAUACCAAUUUCCGACCGAUGCAAUGGAACAUCAUACGGUCUAUUAUCGAAGACCGUCGUGAUAAUUGCGUCAUAAUGGCCACUGGAUACGGAAAAUCGCUUACAUAUCAGUAUCCAUCGGUGUUCCUUCAGAAGCUAACGGUUGUUAUUUCCCCACUAAUAAGUUUGAUGGAGGACCAAGUAGUCUCAUUGAAUUUGAGCAACAUUCCGGCGUGCUUACUCGGCUCAGCACAGCGUUCCAAUCUAAUCCCGGACAUCAAAGGAGGGAAAUAUCGUCUAGUGUACCUGACACCUGAAUAUGUGACGGGUGAUACAGGUAAAUAUCUACUCGAGCAGGUGGCUAGCGAGCUUGUGUUGAUAGCAAUUGACGAGGCACAUUGCCUUAGCAAAUGGGGUCACGAUUUUCGGCCGGCGUACAGAAAUUUGGGAGUUAUUAGGAAGGUUUGCCCCAACGUUCCUAUUUUGGCAGUUACAGCAACGGCUACGCUGAAUGUACGGGAUGACAUCAUAUCCAGUCUAGGCUUACGGAAUCCACAAAUCCUGUGUACCGGUUUUGAUCGUCCGAACUUGGAGUUUCACGUGAGGCAGAAGGGCGCACUAGGGGUAUGGGAAGAUGUUAGACCAUUGCUUAGCAAAAACAUCGAGGGAAGCAUCAUUAUCUACUGCCUGACAAGGAAGCAGACGGAAGAAAUUGUUGCUCUACUACAGGGUAGAAAAAUUAAUUGUGAGCCAUAUCACGCAGGAUUAACCCUUAAGCAGAGACAAGAUGUUCAUCAUAGAUUUGUAAAGGAUCAUACGCAGAUUAUUGUAGCGACUAUCGCUUUCGGAAUGGGGAUCGAUAAACCAGAUGUUAGACUAGUCAUUCACUAUGGCGCGUCGAAAGAUUUGGAAAGUUACUAUCAGGAAGCCGGUCGCGCUGGGCGUGAUGGACAGCCUUCAAAAUGCGUCAUGUUCUGGAGCCGGUCAGAUUUCAAGACCCACGAGAUCCUCAGAGAGCAUAACCCAGGUGGAGUACAGAAGAAUUUGGAAUUGUUGUCGAAGAAAAUACACGAGUAUCUGGACACCAGGGACUGCAGACGUAAGUUUAUUUUACAAUAUUUCGAAGGAGGUGAUGUUACGGUGAAGACGCGAAUAAAAUGUUGUGACAACUGUGACCGCAUUGUAACUGGUGUGAAGGAUAGUGAAAGAUACGAAGGAAUCGAUGAGAACGGUUGUUAUGAUUUCAGCACGGAUGCUGAGCAUUUGCUGAAGGCGAUCGAUGCAUUUGGCGGAAACACUGGACUAGCGCUACCGAUAGCUUUGUUGAGAGGCUCCAAAAGCAAAAAACUAAACGAUCAGUAUCAGCGGAACCCUUUACAUGGCAAAGGGAAAGCGAAGGAUGAGGAAUGGUGGAAAGCAUUAGCAGCUUUGUUGGAGAGAGAUGGAUUUCUACAAAAAACUAAAAUACCAAACAACUAUAACAAAUAUGCGAUAAUUUUCAAGAUUCAAGCGACACGUUUGGCACGGAGUUGGCUCGAAAAUGCCAACCGAAAGCUCUUGAUGAAACCAACUUCGGAAAUGUUUAAAUCACUACGGCUGAUUCGUGUUCAGCCAUUGUAUGACACAACCUCGAAGCCACAAACACAAAACAAGUCCGUAUCAAAACUACUUCCACUGCCGAGUGGUUCUCGAAUGUUGGAACCAAUCGCGCAGAAGCAGGAUUUGGUACAAGAUCUUGUAAGAACUCUACUUAAGAAACGCUCGGAAAUGGCUACCACAUAUGAAUGUAUGCCGUACAUGAUUGCUUCCAACCAAGCUCUGCACCAACUGGCCACCAUUAGACCGUUGAAUUUGGACGAGAUGAAACGAGCAAAAUUGGAUGGUUUUUCCGAUAUCAAAAUUCAAAAAUUUGGAAAGGAUUUCCUCCGAUGUAUCCAAGAGAAGCUCAACUAUUUACCUAAUGUAGGUAAUGGGAAGAGUUCGCUAACAAUUCAACAAGCACUUCAGAAAGAUCCCAUUGCGAGGACCAAGUUCUCCUCAACUAAUCAGACAACUUGGAACCUGUGGUUAGAGGGUCGCUCAGUUCCGGAUAUUGCAAAAUUUAGAAAUCUUACGGAAUCUACAGUAGUGAAUCAUUUGUGCGAGGCAAUCAAGCACGGAUUUUCGUUCACGUGGAAAGAUCUCGCUCGAUUCAACAUAGAUAGGCAGCUGUACAAUCAUAUUAAAUCUUACCUGCCAUCCGGUGGUCACGAAAAUGUCAAGUUGACAGAUAUUAAAAAUUCAUGUGCCGCACACGUCACAUUCGAUCAGAUUAAGAUAGUCCUGAACCAUGAUCAUGUACGCCAACAUCUGACAUCGUUGAAUGUAGCAUACCAAGACGAUACCCCAAUAACUCACUCUUUUGAGCCUAUUCCGGUUGUGCCGAAAGCUCCGACAGUUUCUGUUCCUGAUCAAAAUCUUUGGGGAGAUGAAGAUGAUGAAGAUCUAAUAGUUGCUGAAAGCAGCUUCACGGAAAUUGACCGCAUUUGCGAAGAAGCAAGCGCUAGUCAGAAAGAAGUGCACAAGACAUACAUCAGUAUCGACGACGACGACGAUAAUGAUGGUGACAUCGAUUUACAUGAAAUAGCCGCGUUAGAACAGGCUUUUAUCAACGAUAAGGAUGAAUCGGUUCAGGCAAUGUCUAGUACUAUAGAGGAAACUGAAACAAUUGAUCGGAAAGCUAAAAGACAUCGAGAUAUCACCACUGUAGGAGAUAGUGACAAUAACGACACUUACAGUAACGUCCAAACCGAGUGUCCAAGUCCGCCUAAGCAUAAUAAAUUAGAACAAGAGCCGGUGAAAAAUAUUUUCAAAUUUAAGACUGCAAGCAGCGCUGCCACGGUAGGAAGCAGAGUACCAAACCGAAGAAUACAUUAUUUAGAUAGCGACGAGGAGGAUGAUGACGUGGCUGUCACAAAGACGUCACUACCAAGGAGAAUUGUGUGAAAACAUUCCCGUCGUUAUGUGCCAUGUUACUGUUAUGUUUCCGUACUUGUGUCAUCAAUAUAUUAUAACAAAAAAUUAAAAUGCUCAUCCCAUUCCCUUUUUUAUUUUAUACAAUUGAAGUUGUGAUAUAGUGUCCCAACAAACAUUCCUAACAUUUUCACAAAAAAAGGUCGAAUAAGAUAAAAGGGCCCUAUUAUUUAAAUCGAAUCGAGAAGUCGAUACAAUCGCUAUCACGCCGAACAAAAUUUUGUAUUUUGUAAAUCGAGAUAAUCUCUCACUGAAUUUCAUCUAUUGCAAAUUAGGGGAACUGGGGGGAUUGUGGUCACCCUAAGGAACAUUCCAUUUCCUGUGUCCACAUACCACUAAAAUUCCUGUUCUUCGAAGAAUAUUGUAGUUCAAGAUAGUAAGCGGUUUUUAUUAUGAAAAUUGAAAAUAGUACAUUUUUCAUUAUUAGAAAAAAAGGUUAAAUAAUCGAACAUUUUUUUAGUGAGGAGGUAAAGUGAUCACUUGUGGAAGGCAAAGUGGUCUCUCGCACAUAUCACGCUAGAAGAGAUAGAUUUAUACGUGUUUUUUCUUGGCCAAAUUUGUUUAAAUCAUUAUUGAAAUAGAACGUACAUGUAUGAUAUGAGCUAGGCCUAUUCACCUAGAAUCGUAAUUGAAAUUUUCUCGUACGUACAAAAAUGUAGUAGGGAACACAUAACGUUUUUCAAAAUGAUGCUUGGUUUUGGUUGGGGUGGCAUAUUUUUCCUGGGUCAAAACCACGAAAGCGACUCCUUUAGGAGCAGAUGGUGAUAAAGUAUAUCAGCUUUUGAAAACAGAACAUUGUCAGUAGUAAUUCUCCACUGACCACUUUACCCCCAAGCAACGAAAUGCGAAAUAUGCGGAAUAAUCGCUGAAAUUGAACAAAAUAUCUGUUCACCUCUCCUAGAAUAUGUGAACAGUCGUCCAAACUGUUGAUUUGUCGCAAAUAUCAGGUCAAAUGAACUAAAUUUCACUAGAAAUUCCUUAAAUUCAAAACGCUAGGUUCAUGCGCUGCUCCACUAUAGUACAGGAUGACUCAAAAGUCAUGAAAUUCUUCAAACAUAAGAGUACAAACAUUAGAAUACGGUGUCAAUAGUCAAUACUACCAAACAGCAGGUGACAACUUUACCCCACGGAGUCACAGUCCCCCCAGUUCCCCUAGAUAUAUUUCGGCGUUUCUGAAACUUUUUCCAAAGAAAAAUACCAGGUACGCAAACCAAAAUUAAAUUAUUUUCUGAAGAUAUGCAGCAAGCAAACCAAGCAACUCGAAAUAUUCUGACAGGUGCACCGAUAGCUUUCACUCAGUAGAAAUUUGAGAUGAUCGCAACGGCCGCAACGCGUAUUCAAUUACCGUCUGUCGCGAGUACCAGGCAAGAUAGAAAAUGUGUUUGGUCUUAUGGCCGAGGACAUAGUAAACGCGGCGCGGUGCGAUGCGAUGCGAUUCAUUGGAGUUCAUCGCGUGCUAUGACAUACUGAUCGCUUUAUUGGCGAUCUAACGUACAAAUCUACACCUAGGCGGCGCUGCGGUGAAAGUGAUGAUGGUUUUAAAUUUUGCCAUGUAAGCUUAUGGAAGGUUUGUAGUUCUUUCCAUAAAUUACAAUGUUAUAAUCAUAAAAGAUUAUUUGAUUGCGAUGAGUUUGUAAGAAAUUUAAUUCUGCGCAAUUUUAUAUAUAACAUGUUAUUUAUACUGAAUACUGAAAGAGGUAGUAGUGAAAACUAUAAAAAUGUUGACAAUGGUUGAAUUAAAGAAGGAAAUUUGAGAGCACAAUCAAACACAAGUAGAAAAAUGCACGAUUCCUGCAUGUGAGAACUACCUUGGAAAGCCCGAAAGUAAAAUAUACGUGAUUUGUUUUUGAGUUUUAGGUUACAUUAGCAUCAUUUUCUUAGUUCAAAAACAAAAUCCAGAUGUCUCACCGAUCGUUUACGUUUUGCGUUAGAUCGUCAAUUGGCAACAUUUAUACAGUUUUCACUACUGAAAGAGGUAAAUAAAUAACAUGUUAUAUAUAAAAUUGCGCAGAAUUAAAUUUCUUACAAACUCAUCGCAAUCAAAUAAUCUUUUAUGAUUAUAACAUUGUAAUUUAUGGAAAGAACUACAAACCUUCCAUAAGCUCACAUGGCAAAAUUUAAAACCAUCAUCACUUACACCGCAGCGCCGCCUAGGUGUAGAUUUGUACGUUAGAUCGCCAAUUCAUUUUCUAGUCAAGUCAUUUUUUGUUGGCGGCGACUGCCGAAGCAGUUCUAGUCGAAGCGAAGCUACUGGGAGUAGAGUCGGUCUUCAUUUUUCACCUUCGAAGAUUUCGGGCCCUGGUGUAUACAUAAAUAUAUUUCAUGAAAUAUGGAGUUGUUUAUAGAUUAUUGUUGGUUUUUAUGUAUGUAUGUUGUAUGUAU